UUGACUAAGCGCGGAAAUGGAGUAAUGGCUAGCGAAGUACGGGAGGAGGAGAGCCUCCGGGUUAAAAUCGGUGAAGCUAAAAACCUGCCUCCUCACACUGUAUCCAUUAAUGCUGGCCGCAACACACUGUGUACAAUCAAACUUGAUCGUGAGGAAAUCUUCAGGACACAAAUUGUUGAAAAAGACCUCAAUCCAUUUUAUGGGGAGGAGUUUUCGGGAGAGAUUCCACAUAAAUUUCGUUACCUGUCUUUUUAUAUCUACGAAGCCAGUCAAAAGUCUAACAAGGUUUUAGGAAAAGUUUCACUCCGAAGACAAGAACUGUACAAAUACCAUGGGAAGGAUCACUGGUUCCCUCUCUUCCCCGCUGAUGCUGACUCAGAAGUUCUGGGCAAGGUUCAUUUAGAGAUCAAAUUUGAUGAGUUUCUUUGCACAGAUUCUGAACCAACUCAAGGGCUGUCCAUCAGGGUCGUAGAAUGUGGUGACCUUACUGUUGUCAACGGAGCAUGUAACCCAUAUGCGGUCGUGACCUUAAACUACAAAUCCAAACACAAACAGGAAAUCAAGCGGACCAAUGUGCGGAAAAAGACCAUUUGUCCUCAUUUUGAUGAAACUUUUUUCUUUUUGCUAGAAAACAGAGGUCAAAACCAUGACCGGAACAAUUAUAACAUUGAGCAUGCGUUCAAGGCCUAUAUAAGUGUGUCCCUUUGGCACGAUGACUCCCUGGUGUCGCGUGAAGUCCUGGGGGGAAUGUUUCCCGGUUCAUUUCUAGGUGAGGUAAAGAUUCCUCUCCAAAACCUCACCUCAGGAACCUCACACAAAGCCUGGUACUGCCUUGGCAGUCGAGAGGGCUGGAAACAAUCUAACCAGGACCUUGGAGCCCUUCGCCUCAAAAUCUCCUAUACCUCAGAACAUGUGUUCAAAUCCGAAUAUUACAAUGAUCUCAGGGAGCUUCUCCUACAGUCUGUGAAUACUGAGCCUGUGUCGUCGAGUGCAGCUGCUAUUCUUGGUGAUGUAGUCGAGAGUAGACAGGAUGCUGCACAACCUAUCAUGAGGAUAUUUCUCCACCAUAAAAAAUUAGUCCCAUUUGUGCGGGCAUUAGCAAGGGCAGAAAUCAAACUAACAUCGGACCCUAAUACAGUUUUCCGUGGUAACACUCUGAUCACCAAGGUGAUAGAUGAGCUGAUGAAACUGGUGGGGUUGCCAUGUCUACACGAAGCUAUCAAAGCAACUGUUGAUGAGAUUUGUACAGAACAUCUGUCUUGUGAAAUUGACCCUGCCCGCGUUAAAGACGGGGAGAACCUGUCUGACAAUAUGAAAAAUCUGAAACGUUACGUUGAACAAGUUUUCCAGAGUAUUGUCCACUCUGGUUUGAUGUGUCCCACCAUUUUAUGUGAAGUGUUCUUCGCUCUAAAAGAGGCAGCUCAGGAAUACUUUCCAGAUAGCCCUCUAGUACGGUACCAGGUGGUCAGUGGAUUCAUUUUCCUGCGGUUUUUCGCUCCGGCCAUCCUUGGACCUCGCCUGUUUGACCUGAGGACAGAUACACAGGAUAUGUGCGUGAAUCGAACCCUAACACUUGUGUCCAAAGCCUUGCAGGGCCUGGGAAAUCUGGUCAGUUCUAAGUCGUUAUCGUUUGGUCUCAAAGAGGAGUAUAUGGUUCCAUUAUUCAAGUCCUUCAAUGAUGCUGAACAUAUCGAUGGCAUUAGAAUGUAUCUGGAUAUGAUAUCUUCAGCCGCACGCGCUAACACUAAAAGUAUCAUCAUAGAGGUUCCCAUCAUACUGAAGGAAGGAUUCCUUAUCAAGCGUGCCCAGGGAAGAAAGAAGUUUGGAAUGAAGAAUUUCAAACGACGCUAUUUCUGUUUAACAAAUCAGCACUUCUUUUACUCGAAAAGUCGGGAUGAUCCACCCCUGUGUGUCAUCUCUAUAGAGGAUAUUCUCGCUGUGGAGACGCUGCAAGAAGAGUCCUUCAAAAUGAAAUAUAUGUUCCAGGUGGUACAGCCACAGAGAGCUCUGUACAUACAGGCCACUAACUGUGUAGAGGAGAAAGAAUGGCUGGACAUUCUUAUGAAAGUGUGUCACACAAACCGGAACCGGUUAAAAGUGUUCCACCCUGCUGCCUUCAUCAAUGGCCACUGGCUGUGCUGUAAAGUACCAGACCAAGCCUCGCCUGGCUGUACCCCUGUCACUGGUGGUCUGUCCGUCACAGACAUACAAGUCAACAUUGACUCCGACAGAGAGGUGGAGAGAAUACAUUCCUUAUAUCUGAGCUACAUGGAGAAGUUGGAGGCUAUGCAAGAUGCGUGCGCCUCACAGGAAGUUUACAUGGGUUUACCAGAAACAAUUCAUCAGCCGUACAUCGAGGACACUCAGUCCUGCUUCAAGACCCUAAACCAGGUGCUGACCUGUGUGAUCAGUCUGGAACAGGAACACAUGCAGUACUGUAAACUCAAACAGCGUAACACUGUCAUUGGCUCCAUUGAUGCCCCGAUUGGAGAUGAGAGCUACACACAGUUUCCCGGAAAUACUCGUUUGUGAUGACAUGUAACCUUUCCCAUUUGUGACAAAUUGUCUCCCCAAGUGCCUCAUUGUUUGUAUUGUGCCAUGCUUUAUCAUCAUCAUCCCACCUUUCGGAAUAAAAUACAACAAUGUCAUCCCACCUGUUGGAGUAACUACAACAUCGCCAUCCCACGUAUUGGAGUAAAUACAACAUCGCCAUCCCACGUAUUGGAGUAAAUACAACAUCGCCAUCCCACGUAUUGGAGUAAAUACAACAUCGCCAUCCCACGUAUUGGAGUAAAUACAACAUCGCCAUCCCACGUAUUGGAGUAAAUACAACAUCGCCAUCCCACGUAUUGGAGUAAAUACAACAUCGCCAUCCCACGUAUUGGAGUAAAUACAACAUCGCCAUCCCACGUAUUGGAGUAAAUACAACAUCGCCAUCCCACGUAUUGGAGUAAAUACAACAUCGCCAUCCCACGUAUUGGAGUAAAUACAACAUCGCCAUCCCACGUAUUGGAGUAAAUACAACAUCGCCAUCCCACAUAUUGGAGUAAAUACAACAUCGCCAUCCCACGUAUUGGAGUAAAUACAACAUCGCCAUCCCACGUAUUGGAGUAAAUACAACAUCGUCAUCCCACAUAUUGGAGUAAAUACAACAUUGCCAUCCCACGUAUUGGAGUAAAUAUGGCAUGGUCAUCCCACAUAUUGGAGUAAAUACAACAUUGUCAUCCCACGCAUUGGAGUAAAUACAACAUCGUCAU
This is a messenger RNA of Mizuhopecten yessoensis (Yesso scallop), 3257 nucleotides long. Its product is annotated as ras GTPase-activating protein 3-like. The record is from RefSeq and is a predicted model, not a curated record. Bases 25 to 2532 code for a protein of 835 amino acids. Gene Ontology annotation, biological process: regulation of GTPase activity; intracellular signal transduction. NCBI's taxonomy places the organism in Eukaryota, Metazoa, Mollusca, Bivalvia, Pectinida, Pectinidae. The transcript has 23 exons.